GGGGAAGGAGGGAUGGUAAGAGCAGACGGAGCUCAAAUUCAGUCCUGUCAGUGAGUAGAGGCACUCAGAAAUAGCAGAGAAGAGAGAGAGCCCGGAAACGCAUGGUGAACUAAUGGAUUACUCUCUAAGACUCUUGUGAACUACACAGCACCGACAUACCAUCAACCACACAACCUGGCAAAUACAGUACAGACAUACAAUAUUCACACUGAUUUCACUUCAGCCUCAUACACUCAACAAGCUCUCUACACAUUUAGAUCACACAGACUUUGAGACAGACAGUUCGAACAGAGGUCUCUUAAUCUACAUUAGAGUAAACAGACAAACAGAUCCUCUGAUUCUGACACAAACACAGACACAAUGGAAAUGCAUGGGCUUCAGUGUUGAACUGAAGGACCAAAGAUGUGAAUUUCGGUGAGGAUUCUGACACCUUUGUGAAACAUCACUGAAGAGCACCACAAGCAAAACAGGACACGCAUGAAGAGGUUGACUAUGCACUGACAAAGAGGCAUGGAAACCAUCUCCGGGGAAAUGGGUUGGAAUGGAUCAGGCCACUCCUCUCUGGCAUCCGUGACAACAGGAAGAACCAACCUCACUUCCUCCCUCUUCUCCAACUUCACAUCCCUUAACAGUUCUCAUGAAGGGACAGGGUCCUAUUACUGGAUUAUCCCCGAGAACGCCUCAGCCACCACGCCCCAUGCCUUACCCCAGCCCAGGAUGAGGAAUCUGGGUCUGGCCCGGGCGGAGAUAGGGGUCCUGGGCUUGGUGCUGGCCCUCACUACCCUAGGGAAUGGCUUCGUACUGUGGGUGCUGCUCCGCAGGAGGAAACACAACGCUCCCAUGCAUCUGUUCAUGGUCAACCUGUGUCUGGCUGACCUGGUGGUGGCGCUGUUCCAGGUUUUUCCCCAGCUGAUGUGGGACAUCACAGAAAGGUUCCAGGGGCCGGAUUUUCUGUGUCGCUCAGUAAAGUACCUGCAGAUCGUAGGGAUGUUCGCGUCCUCCUAUAUGAUCGUAGCCAUGACAGUGGACCGGCACUAUGCCAUCUGCUGCCCACUGCAGGCCUAUCGUGGUGGGUCCGUGUCCCGCUGGAACACCCCUAUUAUGAUGGCCUGGGGCCUGGCCUUACUUCUCUCUAUACCACAGUUGUUCAUCUUCUCGCAGUCAGAGGUGUCUCCAGGAGAGUUUGAGUGCUGGGCUCACUUCGCUGAGCCGUGGGGACUCAAGGCCUACAUCACCUGGAUGACCCUUGCAGUGUUCUUACUGCCAGCACUAAUCAUUACUGUCUGCCAGAUCCGGAUCUUCAGAGAGAUUCACAACAACAUCUAUCUGAAGUCAGAGAGGAUGGUGUCAGCAGAGCUCAAGAAGAACAACGAUGUCAUCUUCCACUUCCACAGAGUCAAAAAGGACGACGACAGAGCGACCAGGGAGCAGGGGAGGGGGGGAUGCAGAGGGGGGAGAGGAGCAGGAGGGGAACAGCUUCUAAAGACUAUGAACAACAACCCCUCCAGCACUUUCUGUAACCCUCUCUUACCGCUCUCUCCCCAGUCUACUACAGCUGUUGUGCCCUCAGAGUGCUAUCCCUACCUGUCCCCCUCUCCACAAUACAGCAGCUGUCACAACAACCACACAGCAGCAACACAGCAAAGCCCCUUCAACACCCCAGAUAACCUAACCCUCCCCUCCAACCCCGGCCUCAGUGACCAAAGGGUCUCCAGUACAGCUGUAGUUCCCCCAUCAUGUGACACGUGCUCACAUGGAUCCCAUGGCCCAGUCACCUCAGGUGGUUGUGGUGGUGGUUCAGUGCCUCCUAACAAUGGUGGAUGCUACUGUCAUGAGUCCUACACAUCCUUCGAGCUCCCAUCCUCCCCCCGGUGUGUCUCCUCUCCACGCCCAUCGCUGGAGUACCCUCCCCCACCCCCCCGGGCCCUGACGCCCCCCUCCAUCUCUAACGCCAUGUCUAAGACGGUGAGGAUGACUCUGGUGAUAGUGUUGGUCUACACAGUCUGCUGGUCCCCCUUCUUCAUCGUUCAGCUGUGGGCUGCCUGGGACCCCAACCCUCCGGACCAAGGCGUAGCGUUCACCAUCCUGAUGCUGCUGGCCAGUCUGAACUCGUGUACCAACCCCUGGAUCUACACCUUCUUCAGCAGCUCUGUGUCCAGGGAGCUACAGGCCCUGUUACGCUGCAGACCAAGAACCCCGCGCAGGGGCUCCAUACCUGACGACUCCACCACCACACACACCUCCACCACCAAGGACAGCCUCUACUGACACACUCAGACACUCACACAGCACACACACUCCACCAAGGACAAGUUGUACUGUCUCACACACACACCACCACCUCCACUGCUGCCAGCACCUAAGACUAGAGGACAGCUCGCACUGACCUUCAGGCAGCGAACACAUUUCCCCCAACAUGGAAACAUGGACAGCUGUGUUAUGGCCAGGAAGGAAGGACCCCUAUGAAACAUCCUGUCUGUCUGUCUGUCUCUGUCUGUCUGUCUGUCUGUCUGUCUGUCUGUCUGUCUGUCUGUCUGUCUGUCUGUCUGUCUGUCUGUCUGUCUGUCUGUCUGUCUGUCUGUCUGUCUGUCUGUCUGUCUGUCUGUCUGUCUGUCUGUCUGUCUGUCUGUCUGUCUGUCUGUCUGUCCCCUCUGUCUUUUACUCCCUCACACCGAGGAGGUUGCUAUUGAACGAGAGGAGAAACGUGAGUCAGCUGAGGGGGACAAAUGUGAGUGAAGACAUCGACACUACGUAAUGGAAUAUAGACCUUUACAGCACCUGUAUAGGUACUGUACCUAUAAAUAUAUAUAUAUCAACAGCAGGAUCAGAUGUUCAGUUGGUACUGUAGAAACGGAACGAAAACAGAGAAAGAUAUUCAAAUGCUCCUUUGAAUAAGCUGACCAUGGAGUAUAAACAUCCUGUAUUAUACGUUGUCUUUACAUCUCUGUCUCUAUAUAAAGAGAACAGUGCAGUUGUCGGAAGGUGAUUCCCUUCAAGGCUACAAAUUACUUCACCUCCUGCAAGAGGACAUGGGCAGUACAUUAAAUGUUUGUUGACUGGACUACAUGCCUAAUGUACAAAGCAGUGCAUAAGCUCACAGUACGCUAUGGCUCAAACUACAGAACAAAGCAGCCAGACAGCAGACUGAGUGAGAAAGAGAGAGUGAGAAAGAGAGAGUGAGAGAGAGAGA
This is a messenger RNA of Salmo salar (Atlantic salmon), 3190 nucleotides long. Its product is annotated as vasopressin V2 receptor. Gene Ontology annotation, molecular function: peptide binding; vasopressin receptor activity. Gene Ontology annotation, biological process: cellular response to hormone stimulus; G protein-coupled receptor signaling pathway; positive regulation of vasoconstriction. NCBI's taxonomy places the organism in Eukaryota, Metazoa, Chordata, Actinopteri, Salmoniformes, Salmonidae. The record is from RefSeq and is a predicted model, not a curated record. Gene Ontology annotation, cellular component: plasma membrane.